UAUUUUAACUCAACCUACCCUCAACCUGCACAACAAUAGACAACCUACCUUCAACCUUAAAUGCCAUCAUGAACAAAACAUGCUUUGAAUUCAACUCCCUCAAACCAAUUCAAAUAUGAAACUCUCUCUAGUUCCACCAAGUUAGACAACACUCAAGUCUCAACUCAACACUUUUUUCUCACCUUGGUGUGCGCACAAUGGAGAAGAAAAAUCUGCUAAAAGAUGAGACAUUUCUCCAACACCCACUUCUUCUUACCCUUGUUCUGCUUCUGGGUUUCUUCGUGAUGGACCCUUUUCAUCUGGGUCCAGUUUCAGAGCAUGAAUUCAGACCCGUGAAGCAUGACAUUGCACCAUACCACCAAGUCAUGGGGAACUGGCCUAGGGACAACGUGAGCAGAUUAGGACUACAUGGGAAAUCAGAGUUCAAGGAUGAAGUGUUUGGACCAGAAUCUCUGGAGUUUGAUAACAUGGGUCGUGGUCCUUAUGCUGGUUUAGCUGAUGGUCGUGUUGUUAGAUGGAUGGGGGAGGAACUUGGUUGGGAAAAUUUUGCAUUUGUCACAUCCAAUUGGACUGAGAAGCAAUGCGUGAGGGGGAAUGAUUCAACCACUGCCAAGCAAUGGAAGCAUGAGAAAACUUGUGGGCGACCACUUGGCCUAAGAUUUGAUAAAGAGAGUGGAGAUCUAUACAUAGCGGAUGCAUACUAUGGGCUUCUUGUGGUUGGGCCAAAUGGUGGACUUGCUACAUCAUUGGCAACCCAUGUUGAAGGAAAGCCCAUUCUCUUUGCAAAUGACCUUGACAUUCAUAAGAAUGGAUCCAUCUUCUUCACAGACACUAGCACAAGAUACAACAGAGUGCAACACUUUUUUAUAUUGUUGGAAGGAGAAUCUACUGGUAGACUUCUGAGAUAUGAUCCUCCAACUAAAACAACCCAUGUUGUGUUGGAUGGUCUUGCUUUCCCUAAUGGUGUGCAAUUUUCCAAAGAUCAGUCCUUUCUCCUCUUCACUGAAACCACCAAUUGCAGGCUAAGAAAGCUUUGGAUGGAAGGUCCAAAAUCAGGGACAGUGGAACAUGUAGCAGACCUCCCAGGUUUCCCAGACAACGUGAGAAUAAAUGAGAAGGGUCAAUUUUGGGUUGCCAUAGAUUGUUGUCGCACUCCAGCUCAAGAGGUUCUGAGCAACAAUCCAUGGUUGAGGAACAUCUACUUCCGCUUACCCAUCAGGAUGAGCUUUCUUGCUAGAGCCAUGGGGAUGAAAAUGUUCACAGUGAUCACGCUUUUUGACGAUGAAGGGAAGAUUCUAGAAGUUCUUGAAGAUAAAAAAGGGAAUGUGAUGAAGUUGGUCAGUGAAGUUAGGGAGGAGAAAGGGAAGCUUUGGAUUGGAACCGUGGUUCAUAACCACAUUGCUACCCUGCCUUAUCCUUAAAAUAAAUCAAACCUUAUUGUUACUUUAGUAUUGCAUCUUUGUGUGUUCUUGUUGAUCUCACACUUUGUAGUGUGUAUUUAGGAGUAGGAUUUCCAUUUGGUCGAAUGUAAUGAUGUUAUUGAUCAUCAUUAAUAAAAUAGACUUCAUGAACUUCCA
This is a messenger RNA of Lotus japonicus, 1577 nucleotides long. RefSeq names its product protein STRICTOSIDINE SYNTHASE-LIKE 13. The record is from RefSeq and is a predicted model, not a curated record. The transcript is spliced from 4 exons. The coding region runs from base 198 to 1421 and encodes 407 amino acids. Gene Ontology annotation, molecular function: strictosidine synthase activity. Lineage: Eukaryota; Viridiplantae; Streptophyta; Magnoliopsida; Fabales; Fabaceae. Gene Ontology annotation, biological process: biosynthetic process.